Molecule: messenger RNA, 1191 nt
Organism: Olea europaea var. sylvestris
Lineage: Eukaryota; Viridiplantae; Streptophyta; Magnoliopsida; Lamiales; Oleaceae
Exons: 3
Coding region: 1-1191 (396 amino acids)
Source: RefSeq, a predicted model, not a curated record
AUGAAACUGCCAGCAGAAUCAGACAGCUGUUACCAAGUUGACAUUAUUGACAAGACAGUACAGGAAACAUUCCUACUUCAUGGUCCAUCUGAUACAUAUGAGGCAUGCAUUGCACAAUCCCAAUCAGUUCACUCAAAUUUUCUUGAAGUUGAAACAUGUGCACGAUUUUUGGAGACCAACCCGCCAUAUACCCGAAAACGGCACUUCGAGGAACUGGGGACAGGAAUUACGAAGCCACUACCUUCUAUCCAGCAGCUGCCAGUUUUAGAACUCAAGCAACUACCGCCACAUCUCAGAUAUGCAUACUUGGGAGAGUCAGAUACACUUCUAGUAAUCAUUUCAAACACAGUCAGUGAGGUGGAAGAAGAAAAACUGCUCAAGGUACUUAGAGAGAACAAGACGGCAAUUGGGUGGACAAUAGCUGACAUUAAAGGAAUCAGCCCUUCUCUGUGUAUGCAUAAAAUUCUAAUGGAGGAAAACUAUAAGCCAAGUAUAGAGGGUCGGAGAAGAUUAAAUUGGAACAUAAAGGAAGUGGUCAGGGCAGAGAUACUGAAAUUACUGGAUGCAGAAAUUAUCUACCCAAUUUCAGAUAGUGCAUGGAUUAGUCCAGUUCAAGUGGUACUAAAAAAAGGGGGAAUCACAGUGGUGAAAAAUGAGAAGAAUAAAUUAAUUCCUACCAGAACAGUUACGGGAUGGAGAGUUUGCAUUGACUAUCGCAAACUCAAUGCAGCCACACGAAAGGAUCAUUUCUCCCUCCCAUUCAUUGAUCAGAUGUUAGAGAGAUUGGCUGGACAUUCACACUACUGCUUCCUUGAUGGAUACUUGGGCUAUAAUCAGAUACUUGUCACGCCAGAAGAUCGGAAGAAUACCACUUUCACCUGUCCCUAUGUGUUUGGAUCUUCAUUCGAUGAAUGUCUAGAGCACCUGAAUUUGAUCUUACAGAGAUGCAAGGAGACUAACCUGGUUUUAAAUUGGGAGAAAUGCCACUUUAUGGUGCAUGAAGGCAUUGUACUCGGGCAUCGAAUCUCGGUAAAAGGAAUUGAGGUGGACAAGGCAAAAAUUCAAGUUAUUGAGAAGUCACCAUCGCCUACAUCAUUCAAUGAAGAAUGCCUCACAGCAUUCAACACUUUAAAGGAGAAGCUUACGACAGCAUCAGUAAUUGUGGCACCAGACUGGGAACUCCCUUUUUAA